Molecule: messenger RNA, 2767 nt
Organism: Formica exsecta
Lineage: Eukaryota; Metazoa; Arthropoda; Insecta; Hymenoptera; Formicidae
Product: cytochrome P450 4c21-like
Exons: 13
Coding region: 1082-2626 (514 amino acids)
Molecular function (GO): iron ion binding; heme binding; oxidoreductase activity, acting on paired donors, with incorporation or reduction of molecular oxygen
Source: RefSeq, a predicted model, not a curated record
ACUUGGCUUCCCGGGGAAUGAAACUGCCCUAGUUUCCAGAUCGUAAGAACUCUGCGCUGCGAUGGCGGAGCCCAGUAAUCCCAGAAACACCCAGAUCAUCCUGCGAAAUACGAUAUAAUCAGAGAAGAAGAACCCGGAUACGGAUUGUUCGAAUGUUGCAAAGCAAUGUUCGCCAACAGAAUCUCCUACACUUUCGAUUGGAUCGGUCCCGGUGUAGUGUUAUGUAAAACAUCCUCUGGAUGUCUUCUGGACAUGUGUGUUGUUAGGGUAAUAGCCCUGUCGUAAAUGUACGAGGUGUGACUAUAAAAUAACUGGAUUAUAAUGUUCUAAAAUUUUUUAUUCGAUAAAUUACACAAUGGAAAUGUUAUCACCUUUAAUGUAUCCCCUUCCCCGAUUUUUACACCGCUUCAUGCGAAUCUUCCAUUAUUGGAAGUAAUGUUGCAGGUCUUCUUCUGAUAGCUUUUGUUCACGAGCUCCAUCGCUUUUGCCUUCACUGCAUCUACGGACUCGAUACGGGUUCCUUUUAAUUGACUUGAUUUCUGGAAAUAAAAACAAGUCACACGGGGUUAGGUCACGUGAGUAUGGUAGAUGUUUCAACACAAGGAUCUUGUUCAUCUUGUUCAGCUUUGCCAAAAACGAGUUGACAGACAGCGCGUUGUGUGCCGGCGCACAUGUCGUCAUUAUUCCGACAAAGCUCAGGUACACAGUCCGCUUCAAACAAAGGCUACUUCCGAAAUAUUGGUCGCACGUGCUUGGAAGUGUAAUGAUAGAUAGAGGGGAGAGCACAGACCAAUAUCCCACCUUGCUCGCUGUUGCCGAGGACACAGGAAACCGGCAAAAAAAAUCAGUCCGAUUAUUUUCUAGCCACGCCUCUAUAGUAUAUAAACACCAAUCACUUUUUAUAUAUUUGGCAACAGCGAUAUUAUCGUGCAAUUCGAUUAUUAUGUAAGUAUUAUUAUAAAAUUAUUCGUGGAGUGGGAAAAACAUAAAAGCGACAAUGUGAGUUGACAGUGUUUGCACACGAGCUAGUAACGUUAACGCAAAAUAACAUAUUAAUAUUUUGCUAUUAUUGUCGAGUAUAAUGGCAUUCGCAAGUGUUGUGUUAUUUUCUUUGGUAUGGAUCGCCAUAAGUUACUUCGUCUGUAAUUUCCGUCGGUUGGUUUCCAUUAAAAUGAUAAACUCUCUGCCCGGUCCAAAGGCAUUGCCGCUUGUCGGAAGCGCCUUCUAUUUCCUACUGAAGAAUCCUGAUGAAAUUUUGUUUUCUCUACUUAAGCUUGUGAAAAAUUACUCGUCCCCUUUCCAAGUUUGGAUAGGCAACAAGCUAUUUAUUGGAAUAUACGAACCGGAUCAAAUAAAGACUGUCUUACAAAAUAGGCAUUGCUUGAAUAAGGGUGUACUGUAUAAAUUUAUUGAAUCAGUACUUGGCAAGACAUCAUUGCUGACGGUUCCUGCAUCCAUAUGGACUAAGAAUCGAAAAAUAUCAGCACCAAGUUUUAAUACAAAUAUGUUACGAGGCUUUUUCGAUAUAUUUGUCGAACAAUCUUUAAUAUUUGCAGACAGAUUAGAAAAAAUCGGAUUAAAGGAAAGAGAGAUUGAAUUAUUCGAACCUAUUUCACUGUGUACUAUGACCAUUGCAUGUAACACUAUACUAGGCGUCAACUUGGAUUCACAAUCAGACAUAAUCAGGCAAUGUUGUGAAAUAAUAAUGAGUUGCAAAAGAAGUUUAAGCUACAGAUUCAAGAAUAUAUUCUUGUAUUCUAAUAUUAUAUUCAAUCUCACUGCUUUCGGACGCAAACAACAAGAAAGUUUAACCUGUUUCUAUUCCUUCGUGGAUGAGAUGAUACAGCAGCGGCAAUAUUCAUUAAAUAAAUCGAAUACAGCGGAGACUAACAAUAAGAAUAAAAUAACUCAUAAGGCAUUUUGCGACAUUCUCUUGAAAGCAUCUCAUAAGGAAAAACUCACGCAAGAGGAUAUUCACGAUAACGUAAUUACGAUGCUUGUAGCGUCCGCCGACACAACCGCUAUUACGAUAAAUUUUGCGGUCUUCAUAUUCGCGAACUUUCCGGAGAUACAAGAAAAAGCAUAUAAGGAAUUGUUGGAGAUUUACGGCAUGGAAACUCCUAGAUCCGUACCAGUUAAAUACGAGGAUCUACAACACAUGGACUAUUUGGAUCGCGUUAUUAAGGAAACGUUGCGGUUAUUCCCUAUAGUGCCUGUAAUCGCACGACAAUUGACUGAAGAUAUAAAAAUGGGAAAGAUUAUUUUACCGAAAGGUGCUGAUGUUGUUGUAGCAUUAGGAAAGGUGCACCGGAAUAAAAGGUAUUGGCCAAAUCCAUUAGUGUUUGACCCGGAUAGAUUUCUUCCAGAAAGACUGGAAAACUCUGAUUGUCAGUCAUCAUAUUAUUAUAUGCCUUUUAGUAACGGGCCUAGAAAUUGCAUAGGUAUGAAAUAUGCAAUGAUUUCCAUAAAGGUUAUAUUAGCUACUUUGAUACGAACAUUCGUAUUCAAAGUAGAUGAAAGUAUCGGAAUCGAUAAGAUAAAAUUAAAGCUUGAGGUUCUACUGUCUCCUAUUGAACCUCUGAAAGUCAAAAUUGAGAAGCGGAAUUUUCUAUCAGAAAGAAUAUAACGUACAAAUAUAUUAAACCAAAUAUAUGAUAUUUUUGUGUAUAUAAUAUUCCGCAUAUCGUUACAUUAGUCAAUAUUAAUGUAUAUAUCAAUAGUAUGACAUUUUCUCAAUUAAUUAUGUAAAAUAAAGUGAUGAAUUAUA